Messenger RNA from Symbiodinium pilosum, 1056 nucleotides. The record is from the annotation of a GenBank genome assembly. Lineage: Eukaryota; Dinophyceae; Suessiales; Symbiodiniaceae.
AUGGCCGGCGAUGGAGGCCGGGACUACACUGACGAUCUGAACCAGCCGCUGCGGCGUACUUUGGUACUGGGGGCGAUUUUCCUGGCUGCCAACAUCUACGCUUUCUCUCCCAUCGUUUCUCCGGAGGCUCGGAGACUAAAAGUGUGCGUCUACGACAAAGAGUACGAGCGCCAGUUCAUAGCUGACCCAACCAGGAAUACCCAGGGCCUCACUCUGCUGCAGGACCAUGGAGCGGGGUAUGCCUUGAAGGACCCUUCAGUUCCUGAAGCCACCAUGUGCGUGGCCGCCACCGCAGCGGUGAAUUGCACCGAUUGCUGGCAGGGUGGGUUUGCCCAUGAUGAGGUCUGCUGCCAGGAGUGUCCAGCUCAGUGCUCAUCAGGUCAAUGCACCAUGAUGCAUUCUCAGGGCUACAAGUGCUAUGACCCCAAGAAGGAGGUUGUCUGUGACCUUGGUACGGGGCACCUGGUCUGCGAGAAGGAUCAGGUGUGUCCCUCCGCGGGACCCACCUGCAGUGGCGGCCCCGUGAAGGGCUGGGAGUGCCUUUCCUGCCCUGAAGGGCAACGUCCAGACGAGUCCCACUGCCGCUGUGUGUCGGCGCAGCGAGCGGCUGAUCACGUGGUUGAUGUGGGAAAUCGUGCCUGUCCGGCAGACACAACCCCGCUGACUUCUAGCGAGGAAGAGUGCGCAGCUGCUGCCGAGGCAGUUUGGCCCGGCCGUGGCUGCUAUGGGCGCAGCUGGAAGGAAAUCAUUCAGACGCCGGCUGAUGGUCAGCAGUAUCCCGCAGGCUGCAUGUUCGAGGUUGCUGCGGGGGGAGGCUGUGCGCUGCUCUUCAACCCGACUGGCCAGGCAACAAAAUGCCCGGACGGCAGCACCUGCAACGUCCUCUGCCACAGCAAUAGCUCCGCCGAGAAUUGCCUAGAAGUUGGAACUCCCUGCGACCCGAAGAACAACACGUGCUGCAAGGACCCGGUGGGCGUUCCCAUGCAGUGCGUCUCCAUGGGUGGCACACCUGUCUGCAUCUCGGGCAGCGCGAGCCAGGAUAGCAUUGUCGUCUGA